AGCGGGUUUUGUUGAAGUGUUUACCUUUGCCUUUACCCCAACGAAUGCAAAUCAGGUAUUUUCAGGAAGCUGCAAGGCCACUAUCAAAAAAGCAGGUCAAUUCGAACAUCAACUCUUGUCUGAAUAAAAUACGGUCGGUAGUUCUGUAUAUAUAUUUUGUUUCAUCUCACAACUAAAACUACAGAUUUCCACCCACCAUGAGCAUCUUUUAUCAUGAAGAGGCACCACCAGAUUCUUUCAAGAGAUGCAAAUUCCUCUCUGCAACUCUGAAAGAUGCAUUCUCCAACUGCCAUAGUUUUGGUGGACGGCGUUCGACCUCAAGCCUGGAAGAUGAGUCUACAACAAGUGACUUUGAUGAAGACCAGGAAGAAGUUGUUUCGGCUAUUAGAAGUCAAGCUAUGGAAAAGUUGAGACGCAAGCCAGGCCUCUUGACAGAGAGCUUUUCCUUGGUGGUCUACUCUCCUGUGACUAGAGAAUUAUACAUGACUCCGAAGGCAGUCCAACGAGGGGAAGAUCUUGAUGAUGAAGAUGAAGAUGAAGAUUUUGUGACUGUUGGAAGUUGUUUCUCCUGCUGUUCGAGUGCUUUGAGUAGGGAAGCAUAUCACUCUGUUAAGACCAACUUCUCGCGUAGUUCGAGCUUGAACGGGCUUGAUUUUCAAGAGUUUUGGAAGCGCUCUAUCAUUCAGGAGCUGUGUCAUUGCCAAGGGUGGCCGUUUGGUCUCUGCCGGAAGGCCGUGUUGCUUCCACCCCUACCUAAAUCCCCAUCUGAAUCCUGGUCAUGGCGUAAAGGCGCUAGAAUAACUAAGAGUUGAUGUUCAAAGCUAAUCUUCGGCCGUUUCUUGAUGUUCUUUUCUUUUCUUUAUCAACUUUUAUACUUUACUAUUACUUUCAAAUAAAGUAAUGCCUAUUAUUGUUGCUUAUUGUUUUCUUUUCUUCAUCAACUUUUAUACUUAACUAUUACUUUCAAAUAAAGUAAUGCCUAUUAUUGUU
Corylus avellana is the source of this 990-nucleotide messenger RNA. RefSeq lists its product as uncharacterized. NCBI's taxonomy places the organism in Eukaryota, Viridiplantae, Streptophyta, Magnoliopsida, Fagales, Betulaceae. The record is from RefSeq and is a predicted model, not a curated record.